AUGAACGAGCAUCCUGCACCGCGGCUGCCGCCGCCGCCGCGCAUAGUCGUUCUCCGGACUACUACUGAUAUCCUCAAGCAAAUCAUCUCCAUCUUCUUCAACCCCAACAACCUCCAGAUGCUUCUCUUUCUUUCCCUCUUGGUGCUUUCUAUACGCGUUAACGUCGAAAUGACUACCCAUUCCCUCACUUCCUUCAUUGAUAACGACCCUUCCAUAAAACCCCUCAUCUAUCGAAUUCACGGCCCUCCCAAUACCACCUCCCCUACCUCCAACAUCACCACCAGACGCCGCCGCUUCCCCCAGCUCACCCGCGUCAGGACUAGGACUCUAGACGAUGAUUCCUUCCCGGGAGACUACGAGUUCGAUCAUCGAUGUUUUGGCAGCAGCCUCCUAAAACCCCAAUCAAAUGCCACUUCAUUCAUACUUGACACCUUCGAUCCCCAAUUCGGAUUCUCCGAUUCCGUAUCCGAUAAUGGAAUUAGGGCAUCUGAAACUGUGCGUUCUACUGCUAAGAUGACUUUCACAUUAAUCGAGAUCAUAGAGAAAGAAGAAAACGUCGUCAUCCAUAGAAGCAACGAUUCUGCUCCAUUGAACGAAAUGGCUGAAAGUGAAUCCGAAUUCCAGUUCUUCUUGAAGAGAUUAUCUCCCUUCAUUCUCAUGAGAUGGGCAAUCAGGGAUGCUCUCACUCAUCUAUUGGGCUUCUGUUUCUUCGUAUCAAUCAAAGAUCAAUAUUCCUUCUUAAAGAUCUUCCUUAGGUACAAGUUCAUGCCAUUUUCAAUCAUGUCCCCUUGGGUUAAAGGUUAUGAGAAGGAGAUUUACUGGUUCCUAAAAUCAUGGAUCAUAUUAGACUUGUUCAUGUCUUAUGCUUUUGCUGUGGUAGCUUGGAUAGUUAUGGCGGGUUCAAGAAGAAGCUGGAGAGAAAUUGUGAAAGAAGGUUAUCAUUUACUGUCAUUAAGGCUUCAACCUGCUGUUAAUCUUAUGUUUUUUGAAGUUGUAGUUUGUGGGAGAUAUGUUAGAUGGGUGAUUUCACAACAUUUUGGGGUGUUCUUUGCUGUAGCUUUACAGUCUUUCAUGGAGGUUUAUUUCAUGGUUGCGUGGAUGAUGUAUUACUUGUCUGUGAAGUCCAUUGAUGCUAAUUCUAGUGGUCAACCUUUUGGUAAACCAGAGCUUGAAGCCAUGCUUGAAGAUGUUAAAUGA
Molecule: messenger RNA, 1197 nt
Organism: Lactuca virosa
Lineage: Eukaryota; Viridiplantae; Streptophyta; Magnoliopsida; Asterales; Asteraceae
Source: the annotation of a GenBank genome assembly